This is a messenger RNA of Zychaea mexicana, 880 nucleotides long. RefSeq names its product P-loop containing nucleoside triphosphate hydrolase protein. Gene Ontology annotation, molecular function: GTP binding; GTPase activity. The transcript is spliced from 6 exons. Lineage: Eukaryota; Fungi; Mucoromycota; Mucoromycetes; Mucorales; Lichtheimiaceae. The record is from RefSeq and is a predicted model, not a curated record. The coding region runs from base 21 to 638 and encodes 205 amino acids.
CCUCCUUGUUCUUCGUCUCCAUGGCACACGAAACAGCAACUUUAAAGCUAUUACUCAUUGGCAACAGUGGAGUCGGAAAGUCCAGUCUUCUAUUACGAUUUACUGAUGACACCUUUCUUCCACCGGACGAAGUUUCCGCUACCAUUGGCGUUGACUUCAAAGUGAGCAUGAUGAAUCUCAACGGUGAUACGUACAAGUUGACCAUUUGGGAUACGGCGGGCCAAGAACGGUUUCGCACAUUGACUUCUUCAUAUUACAGAGGCGCUCAAGGUGUCAUUCUAGUAUAUGAUGUAUGCAAUCGCGAAACAUUUGAUGCGUUGAAAACCUGGAUGAACGAAGUAAACACAUACUGUUCCAGCCAGGAUGUGGUCAAGAUGAUUGUCGGAAACAAAGUGGAUAAAGAUGGUUCACGCGUAGUGUCAUAUAAGGAAGGUGCAGAAUUAGCUCGAAAAUUACAGACCCUCUUUAUCGAAUGUAGUGCGAAAACGAAGGUCGGGGUCAAAGAGGCAUUUGAAGAACUAGUGGAAAAGAUUAUAGAGACACCAAAUCUCUGGCAAAAACAACCAGCAUCAUCUUCUAGUGUCCGGGUUACUGCUGCAAAUAAUAACGGUGGCUCUCAAGAUUAUUGUGCCUGCUAACUCAUCCACAGUUGUCCAUAUUUCUAUUGAGGGUCUUAACGCGUAACCUGUGUAUAUAUAAUAGUUUCUCUCUUUGAUACCGAUCGCUUAAUCUCUUUAACUUAUAUUUUAAGGACAGGUAUCACUGUCAUCAAUCUAUCCUCUUUUCCCUACAACAAAUACAUGAAUUAAUCCAACUUCAGCCUCCCUAAUUAAAUGUCACUUAUUUAUCCGAACAAUGCGCGUAUAUACGUAACUAAACG